This is a messenger RNA of Platichthys flesus (European flounder), 3921 nucleotides long. Its product is annotated as trichohyalin-like. NCBI's taxonomy places the organism in Eukaryota, Metazoa, Chordata, Actinopteri, Pleuronectiformes, Pleuronectidae. The transcript is spliced from 5 exons. The record is from RefSeq and is a predicted model, not a curated record. The coding region runs from base 1 to 3921 and encodes 1306 amino acids.
AUGUCUUUGUGGGAAGGUGUUUUCUUGUGUCCUCCUAAUCCUGACAUUUGUGAUGGGGAGAGUGAGGAGGAGAUUGAGGAGGAGAUUGAGGACGGGACUGAGAGGCCGACUAAGAAGCAGAUUGUGAAGGAGAAUAAGGAGAAGAUGAAGGGACACAAUGCGUUGGAGAUUGAGAAAGAGACUGAGCAGAAAAACUACGUAUCCGAUUUUGAGGAGGAGAGUGUAUCCAGUAUAUCGAGAACUUCUUCUAGACCACAAAGAGACCUACAAAUGGAAAGAAAGCUCAAAGCUGCUCAGGAGGACUUGAAGAUACUGAGAAGAGAUCAAGUCAAAAUGAAAGAAGCCCUGAACAAGGAGCGAAAAGAAAAACACGCUCUUUCUAAAGCUUUAAAGAAUGAGCAAGCUCAAAAAGUAACUCUUCGUAUUGAGAUGGAAUGCACGAAAAUGAGAAUGACUGAUGUUGAGAAAUCGGAGAAGGUUCACCAGGAAAGACAAACAAAGCUUCAAAAGAAGAUUAAAGAAAUGACAGCUGAUCACAAAAGCAAGGAGGAGAAGAUCAAUAAACUCAAACGGACUAUUUCCAAACUGCAGGAGAACGAUACCAUGCAAGCCUCAGACCUCAAGGAGGAGCAGUCAAAAAACGUCACACUCCAGAUGGAUUAUGAAGCUGCGGCCUCACAACUCCAGAGGGAUAAUGAGGCUGCGGCCUCGCAACUCCAGAGGGAUUAUGAGGCUGCGGCCUCGCAACAGCUGGAGAGGGACAAAAAAGAACAGGUCCGUCUUGAGGAUGCCCUAAAGAAGAGUCGGCUUGCUGAGCAGGACAUCAGAGAAACUUGCAGAGAACUUGAAGAAAAGCUCAAGAGGGAGAAAGGCCGGCUCUCGGGAGCAACGGAGGAAAUUGGGAUGCAAAGGAAAGCCACAGAGGACAUGAGGUAUGAUAUCCAAAAACUAAGGUUGGAGAACCGGAACAUCAGGACUAGAUAUGAGGCUUUGAAGGCAAAAUACGCCUUGCUAUAUAAAGGUGAAGCUCCCUGUCCGACAGAGAGCAAUACAAAACAGACCCAACGUCAAGAAGAGAUACAAAGGGCUAUCGCGGAGGAGAUAGUCAAUCAAACUGCCUCUGCUCUUGAAAGAGAAAAGGAGAGAGUCAAUCAAACUGCCUCUGCUCUUGCAAGAGAAAGGGAGAGAGCUGAUCAAGCUUCCUUUGCUCUUGUAAACGAAAGGGCCAUACUCGACCAGACUUCCUCUGCUCUUGAAAGAGAAAGGGAGAGGGCUGAUCAAGCUUCCAUUGCGCUUGAAAAAGAAAGUGCCAGACUCGACCAGACUUUCUCUGCCCUUGAAAGAGAAAGGGAGAGAGCCGAUCAAACUUCCAUGGCUCUUGAAAAAGAAAGGGCCAGGUCUGACAAGUGCCAUGUCGAACUCAACAAAGCUUUGGUCCAACACACAAAGACGCAAGAGGAGAAGCACCAUUUGGCUUUAGACCUCCAGAUUUCUCAGAACAAACUUGACUCUCAGACACAAGAGCAAACUAAAGUUGCUUUGCAUAAGGCAACAGAGGCUCUACACAGCCUUCAGAAGGAAAACACAGAUCUUCGAAGGAAGCAUGGCGAAAUUCAUUCUGAUUACCGUGAGGUGCUUAAAAGUCACUCGACCCACCAAAUUAGAUAUGAGAGGCUUGACUGUGCGACAGGGGACCUCGGACCAGAUGUCAGUCGAUCUAAGUUCAACCUAGGUUGGAGUAAACUUGGUUCGUCCUUUCGCGACUCCAAAACCUACAGAACCGUGACCCCUGUCCGAGGUGUUUCCUUGUGUCCUCCUAAUCCUGACAUUUUUGAUGGGGAGAGUGAGGAGGAGAUUGAGGAGGAGAUUGAGUACGGGACUGAGAGGCCGACUAAGAAGCAGAUUGUGAAGGAGAAUAAGGAAAAGAUGAAGGGACACAAUGCGUUGGAGAUUGAGAAAGAGACUGAGCAGAAAACCCACGUAUCCGAUUUUGAGGAGGAGAGUGUAUCCAGUUCAUCGAGAAAUUCUGAGAUUCCACAAAGAGACCUACAAAUGGAAAGAAAACUCAAAGCUGCUCAGGAGGACUUGAAGAUACUGAGAAGAGAUCAAGUCAAAAUGAAAGAAGCCCUGAACAAGGAGCGAAAAGAAAAACACGCUCUUUCUAAAGCUUUAAAGAAUGAGCAAGCUCAAAAAGUCACUCUUCGUAUUGAGCUGGAAUGCACAAAGAUGAGAAUGACUGAUGUUGAGAAAUCGGAGAAGGUUCACCAGGAAAGACAAACAAAGCUUCAAAAGAAGAUUAAAGAAAUGACAGCUGAUCACAAAAGCAAGGAGGAGAAGAUCAAUAAACUCAAACGGACUAUUUCCAAACUGCAGGAGAACGAUACCAUGCAAGCCUCAGACCUCAAGGAGGAGCAGUCAAAAAACGUCACACUCCAGAUGGAUUAUGAAGCUGCGGCCUCACAACUCCAGAGGGAUAAUGAGGCUGCGGCCUCGCAACUCCAGAGGGAUUAUGAGGCUGCGGCCUCGCAACAGCUGGAGAGGGACAAAAAAGAACUGGUCCGUCUUGAGGAUGCCCUAAACAAGAGUCGGCUUGCUGAGCAGGACAUCAGAGAAACUUGCAGAGAACUUGAAGAAAAACUCAAGGGGGAGAAAGGCCGGCUCUCGGGAGCAACGGAGGAAAUUGGAAUGCAAAGGAAAGCCACAGAGGACAUGACGUAUGAUAUCCAAAAACUAAGGUUGGAGAACCGGAACAUCAGGACUAGAUAUGAGGCUUUGAAGGCAAAAUACGCCUUGCUAAAUAAAGGUGAAGCUCCCUGUCCGACAGAGAGCAAUACAAAACAGACCCAACGUCAAGAAGAGAUACAAAGGGCUAUCGCGGAGGAGAUAGUCAAUCAAACUGCCUCUGCUCUUGAAAGAGAAAAGGAGAGAGUCAAUCAAACUGCCUCUGCUCUUGCAAGAGAAAGGGAGAGAGCUGAUCAAGCUUCCUUUGCUCUUGUAAACGAAAGGGCCAUACUCGACCAGACUUCCUCUGCUCUUGAAAGAGAAAGGGAGAGAGCUGAUCAAGCUUCCAUUGCGCUUGAAAAAGAAAGUGCCAGACUCGACCAGACUUUCUCUGCCCUUGAAAGAGAAAGGGAGAGAGCCGAUCAAACUUCCAUGGCUCUUGAAAAAGAAAGGGCCAGGUCUGACAAGUGCCAUGUCGAACUCAACAAAGCUUUGGUCCAACAAACAAAGACGCAAGAGGAGAAGCACCGUUUGGCUUUAGACCUCCAGAUUUCUCAGAACAAACUCGACUCUCAGACACAAGAGCAAACUAAAGUUGCUUUGCGUAAGGCAACAGAGGCUCUACACAGCCUUCAGAAGGAAAACACAGAUCUUCGAAGGAAGCAUGGCGAAAUUCAUUCUGAUUACCGUGAGGUGCUUAAAAGUCACUCGACCCACCAAAUUAGAUGUGAGAGGCUUGACUGUGCGACAGGGGACCUCGGACCAGAUGUCAGUCGAUCUAAGUUCAACCUAGGUUGGAGUAAACUUGGUUCGUCCUUUCGCGACUCCAAAACCUACAGAACCGUGACCGCUGUCCGAGCUCCCAGUAAACAUAAUAUUAUCAAGAGAACCAGACUGGAGGCAGCCUACAAGAUGCUGGCUUCACUCUCAGAUAUGAGGACAUUUGCUCAGCUGGAGGAAGAGGUUGAGCGGGAGGAGCAGGAAAGAACAGCUGAACUUCUUCUGCGACUGUCACCUACUAGUUUGAAGGAGGAUGCCAGUCUGGACUCGGAGCCGGGCGGUUUGUUUCAGAGAGGCUCGGGCAGCCCGAUGGAGGCUUCAGUAGCAGACCACCCGCCACAAACGGAGGCUGAUCCUCACACACAGGCAGGUCCACUCUCAAUGUCACCCUCAACACCACUGAGGACCAGGCGGCUCUAA